CCGAGGCGGGCCUUCUUUUCGAAGUCGGAUGCAGGAAGAGACCAGGGAUGCUAGCUAGGUAGCUAGCGUGCUAACCGGAGCGAUAACGGAAACAACAGAUUUCCCCCAAGUCGAAGAAUGAUGAGUUUGAAACGGCGCCUAUUAAUAUACGACAUUGUAUUUUAUGUAUUACCAUUAUAUUUCCUAAUUGGAGCACUUCCAUCCACUGCAAUUGAUGUGUACACGCCACGGGAGGUGUUUGUGGAGAAUGGUACGACGGAAAUUCUCCACUGCUCUUUCAAGUCGAACCAAGUCAUCAGCAGCGCGGCUUCUGUGUCUUGGUCAUUUCAACCUGACGGAUCAAACACCCCCGCCAUAACUAUAUUUUACUUUUCGGGUGGAAGGCCUUAUCCAGGAGACAUUGCCCAGUUCAAGGAGAGGGUACUUUGGGCCGGAGACCUGAAUAAGAAAGAUGCCUCGAUAAAACUGGUGAAAGCACAGUUCAUUGACAAUGGCACCUACACCUGUGAUGUGAAGAAUCCUCCUGACGUUGGAGUGAUCCCAUCAAGCAUGCAGUUAAGGGUUGUUAUGAAAGAAGCCCUUCCCCAGAGCAACACUGGAGUUAUUGUUGGAGCAGUCAUCGGUGCUGUUGUUCUUCUUGUCCUCAUUGUCUCAAUUAUCAUCCUUGUAAUCAAGAGGAAGGACUCCACUCAUGCUUAUGAGGGGGGCCGGUGAUAUAUGCCCAGCUCGAUCAUUCAGGGACCAAGAGCCCCAACUCAUUCCACAAGAUGGAGCCAGUGGUUUAUGCUGACAUCCGGAAACCGUAAGCCGUAUUAUCAAGGACUGAAAGGGACUGAAGUGCAGUAAUCCGUCUAGCAAGUUCUAUUUAGAAUUUGUGAACAAAACCCCGCCCCUUUAAUAUGGAAAUCAUUGCAUGUUUGUUAAAUGUGUACUAAGAAAUUCACAACAUGGGUCAUAGGCUUCACACUAAUUUUCACACAUGUGGAAGACUGCUAGUCUUAAUAUUAUACUGGUGCUUUUUUGCUAAAGGAUGUGUGUUGUAGCCACAUUAGAGUAGAAAAGAACUUUGCUGCCUUGAAAGAUGCAUCAAUUUUCUUUUUCGUUUCUUAUGAAUUUUAUGCGUCAGUGCUCAAAAUAUGUGUUUUACUGCCUGGGACAAACUGGUGGUAAAGUUUUCUGGUUGUUAGGCUCCGGGCUGGACUGGGAUUAAAAAUCGGCCCUGGACUUUAGGGUACUCUUUGGUAAAUUUUGCCAAGGGGGAAGAUCCCGACGACGGGUUUUGCCUGCCUGCUUACCAAUCGCCCCACCGGGAAAAUGUCCAGUACAACAAACAGAUGACCAGUCCAGCCCUUGUUAGGCUGAUGCUGUUGUUAUAGCUAAAACACUAUAUGCGUAAGAAGGACUGUAUGUAAGCAACUAACCCUUUAAGAGAAGAGUUUAGUCUGAACGUAAUCCGAGCCAAAUUAAACAAAUGUACAGAAGUUUUUUUUUUUAAUGUAAUUUAGUAAUUCAAAAUGACUAACCAGAGUAACACAGCUCAUUUAAAAUAUGCUGGUAAGGAAAGAUUGCAUCCUCAUGUUGUGUCUUAGAUCGAGUCUUUAAAAGCUAGCUGUAAAUCUGUAGCGAUCGUUAGCCUGUCAUCGUCUUAACUUUGACAACAUUUACAGGAGUGCAAGCAGUAUUUAAUGGCAUGUUUCUUAACAGUUAAAGUAAAUUUGAAGUCUUAAAUACAAAAGCUGUAGCAUGUGACAAAUAUUGAAGCAAAAUGGCAUUUUAUAAUGGUAAUUAUUCCCAACUACUUUUUAUUUUGUAAUACAAAGGUACAAAGCAUCUCCACUAAUACUGAGCCUUUGACACAAAUUUUGUCUUAAAUCUUGAAUCAUUUCCAACCUGCAUGUGCAGGAUUAUUCUGUUACUAUAUUAUUUUUGCAGUGCUGUAAGACACGUGGUAUGUGGUUAAAUCAAUGUGUAAUGAUACAAAAUAAUAUGGUAAAUUGGUUCACAUUCCGGGAAAAAAAUGCUGGUGUUUUAUCUUGGCUGUGCAGUAGUUUUGUAGGUGUUUGUUACUGUGUAGUUUUUUUUUCUCCUUAUGAUCCAUCCAUUAUCUGCUGCUUAUCCGGGGUCGGGUAACAGGGGCAGUAGUCUGAGCAGGGAUGCCCAGACCUCCCUCUCACUAGCCACCUCCUCCAGCUCCACCGGGGGAAUCCAUGGAGUUCCCAGGCCAGCCGAAAGAUAUCAGGUUUUUUUUUUAUUGGUCUUUCAGAUAUCCAGCUUGACGCUCUGCCAAACAAAGUGGAUUUUUUUUAAAGUAACUCAUGUAAACGUGUUAUUGGUUUUUUCCAUUCAAAAUGUUGUGCUCAUUUUAUUAUUGUAUUUUAAAACAAUCUGCACUAUGUGCUGUAGUACAUAUCCAGACGGUUGAAAUCUAUUUGUUUAUUUAGAAAAUGUUUGUCCCAAAUGUGUUGUCUUAAAACUGGAUGGUGGCAAAAAUGUAGUGCCUUUAAAAGUUCCUGUACUAAAUGCCACAUUUCUGUCCAAAUCAUUUCCUCAUUCUGCGUGCUUUUUAUACAUGUUCAAGAAAACAUGCUUCCUGUAUCAAUCUAAUUUUUCUAUAAAAGAAAUUCUUGAUGUGAUAUCUGCUCUUAAUUUUAAUAGUAGCAUGUGUGGAUUACAUCAGUAGGCUUUACUGCCCAAGCAUACAUUUUUAUUAGUUAUCCAUCAGGAAUUUGCAAAUUAAUGUCAAGUCUAUGUAUAAAUGUAGAAUCGUGAGUUUUGCUGCUGUGAUCAUGGAAUCUGACCUUUUCAAUAAACACCAAUUGUUCAUGAUGGAAUGAAAAUACUA
Messenger RNA from Paramormyrops kingsleyae, 2842 nucleotides. It is a transcript of the gene mpzl1l, whose product is annotated as myelin protein zero-like 1 like. The record is from RefSeq and is a predicted model, not a curated record. Gene Ontology annotation, cellular component: cell surface; plasma membrane; focal adhesion. Lineage: Eukaryota; Metazoa; Chordata; Actinopteri; Osteoglossiformes; Mormyridae.